AUGCCGGGCCCUGGACUGGAGAAUGCAGAAACGUCAAGCUGGGUGAAUCCAGCAGCGAUAGAGACAGCCACAGGCAUCUAUCCUGGAACGGUUUUACCGCCCUCAGUCAGCGAGUUGACCACAAACCCAGCACCAAGUGAGAGUCUGGUGGAUGCAGCAAGCUCACAAUAUCCAUCACUAUCAUCAACACCAACACCAACACCAACACCCUGGACCACACCGUCAAUUUCAACCUCAUCCUCUCCCACAUCCACCCAAACAAUAUCAACAACCAUAACUACAACCUCAUCCUCAUCCUCAUCCUCAGAAACAACCUCAGCGACCAGCAACUCAACCGCUUUCUCCGGCGGCCCGUCAAAAACAACCAAAAUCGCCAUAGCAGUCCCAGUCUCAGUAAUCGGCCUAGCUCUAAUCCUAGCUCUACUAUUCUUCCUCUCCCGCCGCCGUCGACGCCACGAACAGGAACGCAAAUUACGCAAUACGCUACCACCGCCCUACGAUAUAGCAACAUGCCAUCGAAGCGCGGUAUCAACGCAAGAGCUAAUGAUAUCACCCAAAUCCUCAACCCCAGAACCAAGACGUUCACUCUCAACCCCAGCAAUGUCUUCAGCGCCGAUGUCCAUGCCCUUGCCCAUUCCUCAGAUCCCGGUUAUCAGCAUCUCACCCUCGACGGAAAGUCGGGGUCGAACGCCCAGUCCCAACCGCAGUCCUGGCUUGAGCUCUGUGCACCGCAUGUCUAUGACUCGUGGACCUGAUGACUCGGAGGCGGAUAUUGGUGUUGCGGUUGCUGUUCCGAUGGAUCAGAGGCGGAGUGCUACGGAGCAGGAUUUUAGGGACCGGGUUGCGUCUGUUACGUCGUCAAGGGGGCCAUCGCGGUUGACUAGGAUGCCGUUUGAGGACUUUUCGGAUGAUGAAGUUGGUAUUGGGAUUGCUGUUGGUGGGUCGGAUGAUGAUUAUGAUGAUGAUGCUGUUUCUGAUGUGUCGGGUUUGGAUGGGCGGAGGAGGGAGAGGGACUUUGAUGAGGUUUCGGUGGUGUCGUCGUUCGAUGAGGUGUCGCCGAUAGGUGAGCAGGAGGGGAGGCGGUUUCAGGGAGUUUGA
This is a messenger RNA of Penicillium verrucosum, 1098 nucleotides long. RefSeq lists its product as uncharacterized. The transcript has a single exon. The record is from RefSeq and is a predicted model, not a curated record. Bases 1 to 1098 code for a protein of 365 amino acids. Lineage: Eukaryota; Fungi; Ascomycota; Eurotiomycetes; Eurotiales; Aspergillaceae.